Durotheca rogersii is the source of this 4125-nucleotide messenger RNA. RefSeq lists its product as uncharacterized. The transcript has 2 exons. The record is from RefSeq and is a predicted model, not a curated record. Gene Ontology annotation, molecular function: phospholipid binding; tubulin binding. Lineage: Eukaryota; Fungi; Ascomycota; Sordariomycetes; Xylariales; Xylariaceae. Gene Ontology annotation, biological process: maintenance of protein location in cell cortex; establishment of mitochondrion localization; microtubule cytoskeleton organization. Bases 1 to 4125 code for a protein of 1374 amino acids. Gene Ontology annotation, cellular component: mitochondrion; cell cortex.
AUGGCUGUAUGGGAGACUGACGACGAGUUGAGCGGUGCUGCCGUCGCGUCGCUACCGACUCCCACGGAGACGCCGUACCGGACCCCCUCACGGAACUCAAAACGGUCGCGGCGCUCUGUCACGCCGCCGGGCAUCGCUUCUUCCCCGCCGCCGGUGCUCAGCGACAGCAAGACAGACAAGAACAGCAAGCGGUCAUCGAAAGAUAUCGCAACCGACGAGAAUAUCAGCAUACUAGAUCCUCGUCGGUUUACACCUACCCUCCAUGCGAACCUAGUAUCAGAGAUAUUAGCUUUGCGGAGAGACCAGGAAGAUAAGCUAAGGAUCAUCGAGAGCCUCGAGUCUUCGCUGCAUUCAACCCGAGAGGAGCAGGAGUCCCUGCAGGCGAAUUUGAGCAACACCGCUAAGGAGAGUAGGUCCUUGAAGCGGCAGCUUUCCCUUCUCGAGGGAGGGUCUUCGUCAGCUCUGGGCGAGUUAUCAAGGGAGCGCGACGAGGCAGUCGAGGCCAUAACGGAGACUAGGAGGCGGCUCGAGGCGGCACAGAAGAGGGUCCGCAGCCAGGAAGAGGAUUCGCAGAGAGUCCAUGACCUCUGGGCCAAGGAGAGGGAUAACUGGGACGAGGAGCGGCGCAAGUAUGAGCGGAAACUCCACGUCGCCGAGAGCCGGCUUCGGGUCGUCCUCGAGGAGGUCGCAAACCUCCAGACGGCCCAAGUGAACGGCCUCAACCACCCGCCCGAGACCGAGGCGGAAGAUGCCGGGAAGGAGAACGACGGCGCUAGCGUACGUACGAUGAGCAUCACCAACAGUGUCCGGUUUUCCACGGUGAGCGGACUCGGUCUCGGCAAGUUCAACGGCCACAGCCUCGCCGAUGAGCUCAACUUUGACGAAACAACCGACGAUGACUACCAGACGGAUCCCGAAGGUCGUCAAAGUGUGCUGUCAAUUAGGAGGCAUAAUCGAAACGAGAGUAGGGACAGUCUGAUGUCGAAGUCACAUCGGCGUAAUCAGAGCAUCGAAAGCCAGAUCCGCCCACGUAGCGUUGUGCGGAGCAGGGUCUUCCUAAACCAGACCGUGCUCGACAGGCUCGAGGGGGGCAUCCGCGAGGACGACGAGGACAUGGUAGCGGCCCCUAAGGUGCAAUAUACCGACACGGGCGUUCAGUUUUCGCCGCCGCCCUCACCAAAAUUGGCCCCGGCGAAACCAUCGACGCCGGAACCCGUAUCCAAGGCCGAGAAACUUGCAGGUCUGGAGAGUCCGCAUCGAGUCGACGGUGAGAUCGAGGCCAACCAGAGCCGCAAGAGAGUACAGCUCAAUAAGCUAGUGCCGUCGGAAGCUCCUAAGGCUGUCAAGGUCAUGGUAUCAGCGGCUGCCCAGACGGCAGAGAAGCCAUCACCGACGCUAGCCACUUCAAGCCCGGUUAUGAUCGACGUGAAGCCUAGCGACGCGGCGGUAUCGACGUCGAUUGCUACCCAAACUGAUCCCGUGCCGACAAAACCGCAGCCCUUGAUGCCGCUCCCGAUUCCGAGCAUCAGCAUCAUCCCCCCAACUAGCCGACCAUCUUCGCCUCACGAACACCGUCUGCCUCAGUAUGUUAAGGACGUUGGGUGCCAGGUUUCCAUCCUGGAGUCCAGGCCCACGGCCUCUGCCUCGGUUCAGACGGAUGAAAUCCGCGUCGAUAAGAGACUUGACAGGCUGCCGCCACACCUCCAUCCUUCCGCCAUUACCUCGAGGCCUACAUCCCCUACCGCUACCUCGGCAAUCGACGAGACGAAGGCCUUCACCCCUGUUCCCGGACACGUUCCCCCGCGGAACCCCCGCCGCCUCGAAAGCAACAGGCGGAGCUUCUCCGAACUCCCUUCCUCGCCUCCAGCAUCGCCGACGGCGGAAGCGGAGACGCGAGACGCGUAUCCCGGAAAUAAUGACGAUGGCCCGUUGUCCAGCCACAAAGCGCCUGUGAGGCGCCCCCACCGUAUUAGUAGCUUAUUUGCGGGCUUCGAUGCCCAAAGCUCAGAUGAGGUCGAUGAAUUCGACGGUGACCAGAGCGAUUCUGAAUACCGCACAGCACUUGCACCGAGACCCAAGACCGGGCCUAGCAAAGCUGGCAAGCGAGCUAGUUCAGGAAUGGCCUCUUCGCCGGAACAGCCAAAGACCACGAACAGACAGUCGACGAGCGUGAUGAGCAGGGUCGGGCCGUCUGAGGCCUAUAACGCUUUCCGCCUCGCCGAUUCUCCAGAGGGCCUGCAGAGGCCUAAUCUCAAGUUGGCGACCCGUGCAACUGAGAGGGCGAUUGGUAUGAGCACUGGCUCGAGAGCCAGUGUCAUGCGGAAGUCAGCCCUGAUCCAGAGUGGCAUUGCUACACAUCAGGGCCGCCCACGCAGCCCCGACGUGCUUGAAGCGCGAGACCCGCCCUUCCCCAUCCCUACGAGAGCGAGCUCGAGAAAGCCGCCGUUCAGUGCGAGUGCGCCUAGUGACGACCCACAUAGUCCCACUCAUAGUGGCGAGGCGUGGCAUCGUCGGGGCAAGAGAGGUGUGUAUCGCACCAAUAGCAUCCGCAAGGUGCGAUCUACCACCGCUUUACCCGGAAACCGGAAGCACAGGAGACAGGGCAGCCGCUCGCCACCGCCAAUGUCGCCCUCGGAGGAGGCUCCUGAGAGUCCCGGUCUUCCGCCGCUCCCGACCAACGACAUAACCUCGCCACGAACCCGCAACGGCGAGCCCCGCUACCGCAGCCACAGAUCUCAGCCGUCAACGAACACGGCCAACACGGAGACCACGAAUAUGGCCUCGGUUAACAGCACCCAGCAGACUUCGGGCGUGGUAGAGGCGAUCGCGCAGACAAUGGUCGGAGAAUGGAUGUAUAAGUAUGUUAGGAGACGCAAGUCUUUUGGCGUGGCCGAAGGCACCGGCCGUGGGGAAGAAAAUAGCAAUGAUCGACACAAGCGAUGGGUAUGGCUCGCACCAUACGAGCGUGCGAUCCUGUGGAGUAGCAAGCAGCCAGCGUCCGGUACGGCGCUGAUGGGCAAACCCGGUCGAAAGCUGGCUAUACAAUCGGUGCUGGACGUCAAGGAUGACAACGGCCCACCGAAGGGUGUAACGCAGAUCUUCAACCGGUCUAUCCUCAUAUUGACGCCACAGAGGGCGCUGAAAUUCACGGCUACGACGGCUGAGCGUCACUACCUAUGGCUGACGGCGCUUUCGUUUCUCGCGCACUCGUCACAGGACGUGCCCGAGAUCAUCCCGACGCCUAGCAUGCCGAAGAUCGGCCCCGCCCCAGAAUUCGAGGCGCCGCCGAUCAAGACGAAGCGGCCGGGUAUCCGCGACUCUAUCCGGCUGACGAAGGGCAAGAACCCGGCGCUUAUGGCGCGCCGCAGCCCCGUUCCCGCGACCAACCAUCUCGAGGACGCGCUCGCGUUCAAGCAAGAAGCUUUCCCGCCGAUGCCGGCACCGGUGCCGACGCACCAGCGCGAGCUGUCGCGAGACGCCGCUGAGCCGCCCUUCAUCCCGCGGUUCCACGAGAGGGGCCAAGAGCGUGUUCACGAGCGCGCGAACCAGGUGGUGCUGCAUGGGCGCAAGCGGAGCAAUACGGGCGGGCACGUACCGCCGCCGCUCUCCUUCCGGGGGUUCUCGGGACCGGCAGGGUCGGCGAGCCACGGGACGCCGUCAUACCACGGGUCGUCAAACAGCACGGCAGGCAAUAGCGUCGGGACGGCUGGCUCGUCGGACAUCUACGGGCCGUCGCAAGGGCCCGGCUCGAGCGUUGGCGGCGGUACGGCGGUGUCGACGACGUGGGGUGUGAUGAGCAGCGCGGGCGGUUCGCAGCGGACGUCGGAGGCGUCGUCGCGGCCGGCGGCGGGCAACUUCUUCGAGGCCAUCGGCACCGUGCGCAUGGAAGCCUUUAUCAGCCCGCUUACGUUCCCGCGCUUCGAAGACCACCCCGACGAGCAGGAUGAGUGGCGCUACCGUGCGCGCCGUCGCAGCAAGGAAGCUCGCCGCCGCCGCAGCCGCAGCCGCCAUCGUGAUAGCUACGCCUCCCGUGGCACCCGUGGCACCGACUCGUAUUACACUGGCAGCAGCCGGGCGGGCGGCGAGGAAGAUUACUUCCGCGACGAUCCGUUCGGAGGGUUCUAA